Messenger RNA from Nomia melanderi (Alkali bee), 838 nucleotides. It is a transcript of the gene Bka, whose product is annotated as FCF1 rRNA-processing protein Bka. Gene Ontology annotation, cellular component: small-subunit processome. Lineage: Eukaryota; Metazoa; Arthropoda; Insecta; Hymenoptera; Halictidae. The record is from RefSeq and is a predicted model, not a curated record.
GAUAACUCUCAGAUUGUCGAGGAUGAAAAAAAUUAGAAUAUGCGAUUGGCGGCACUGGUAAUGUCAUAUGGUCUGAAAUGUUUUGAGUUGUUAAACGAGUUGUUAAUGUUGUUACGUUUCUGUGAAUAAAUAUAAAAGUUUUUUAAAUACUAAGCAACAAUGGGGAAAAACAAGAAAACGCGGAAAGUUGUUAUGCAGAAGUUUGCACAAAUGAAGAAGAUGAUAAAUCUGAAUGACCCAAGGAUAAAACCAGAAAAGAGAAUAGUAUCUCAGAAACAUAAGAAGGCAGACCCAACUAAGAUGAAAAUAACAGAAGCGCCCCAGCAAUCUUCUGCAUUGUUCUUCCAAUAUAAUACACAGCUAGGUCCUCCCUACCAUAUAUUAAUAGACACCAACUUCAUUAAUUUUUCAAUUAAAAACAAACUAGAUAUCAUAGAAAGUAUGAUGCAGUGUCUUUAUGCAAAAUGCAUACCGUAUAUAACAGACUGUGUGAUGGGAGAGUUAGAAAAACUCGGACAAAAGUACAAGAUAGCAUUGAAGAUCAUAAAGGAUCCUAGAUUCGAAAGGCUAAACUGCAUGCACAGAGGUACUUACGCGGACGACUGUAUCGUUAACAGAGUGACUCAACACAAAUGUUACAUAGUGGCAACGAAUGAUAAAGACUUGAAAAGGCGGAUACGUAAGAUACCCGGUGUGCCUAUAAUGUACGUCGCACAGCACAGAUACACCAUAGAGAGAAUGCCAGACGCGUAUGGAGCGCCUAAAAUCUAACCGUUCGGCGUUAUAAUAUUUUCCACUGUCUCAGAUAUUAAUAAAGCCCUAUAUUUUAUUCGUAAAG